AUGAUAAUUAUGGUGAAUGAGGACGAGAUAACAUCACUGCCGGGUCUCUCAGACCCCAUAAAAUUUAAACAAUAUUCCGGUUAUUUGAAUGCAUCGAAAGGCAGACAUCAUUUCUAUUGGUUCACUGAGAGCGAGUCCGACCGCCAGAACGCACCGGUAGUGCUGUGGCUGUCGGGUGGGCCCGGCUGUAGCUCUAUAUGCGGUAUGUUUAUGGAAAACGGACCCUUUCGGGCCAACGAAGAUGGUAAGACACUAUUGCUGCACGACUUUGCGUUCAACAAAGUGGCAAACAUGGUAUGGAUGGAGUCACCCGUCUCUACCGGUUUCAGUUACGACGAGAAUACCCUAAAGCCCCACAAUAACGACACGACCACCGCUAACGACAACUACUUAGCUGUUGAGAGUUUCUUUGCAAAGUUCCCGCAUUUAAGGAAAAAUCCGUUUUAUUUAACCGGCGAGAGUUAUGGCGGUGUUUAUGUGCCAAUGUUAGCGCGCGAGAUAUUGCAACGAAAGUCCAACAUCAAUUUGAAAGGAUUAGCUAUUGGCAACGGACUGGUCGACGGCCAACCAAUGGCGACCCAGGCGUUCGUAGAUUACGCUUUAGGACACGGAUUAGUGACCACCGAUUGGUACGAUAGGAAAUGGGAGGCUUGCUGUGAAAGUAGGCCUGGUGUUCAAAGCGAGUGUAACUUUUAUAAACCGGCCAAUAAAACCAAAUGUGACUCGGUUCCUGACGCUAAAUGGAUCAUGCUCAACAAUUCUAAUCCAUACAACCUAUACGAUGAGUGUGCGCCUGAUGUAACAUUACAAUCGUGGACUGAAGACGGGAGAGUAGACGGACGGGUCGGCGGUUUUGCUCAGCACUACGAAAAUGGCCUAAGCUUUGUGUUAGUCCGCGGGGCCGGACAUCUGGCGCCGGCAGAUCAGCCCGAGGCGGCACUUCAGGUGCUCAAGGAGUUGACCGGCAUUUCUAAAAUAUAA
Molecule: messenger RNA, 981 nt
Organism: Medioppia subpectinata
Lineage: Eukaryota; Metazoa; Arthropoda; Arachnida; Sarcoptiformes; Oppiidae
Source: the annotation of a GenBank genome assembly